Messenger RNA from Antechinus flavipes (yellow-footed antechinus), 6589 nucleotides. It is a transcript of the gene HLCS, whose product is annotated as holocarboxylase synthetase. Gene Ontology annotation, molecular function: biotin--[biotin carboxyl-carrier protein] ligase activity. NCBI's taxonomy places the organism in Eukaryota, Metazoa, Chordata, Mammalia, Dasyuromorphia, Dasyuridae. Gene Ontology annotation, cellular component: cytoplasm. The record is from RefSeq and is a predicted model, not a curated record. Gene Ontology annotation, biological process: protein modification process.
GUAAAGGUUAUGCCGGGGGAGGGGGGAUUAGGAGUUGGGACCCCCUGCUCCUGGUGAGUGACUAACUGGCUAAUUUCCUUCAGAAAGUGGAGAUAGGGGUGGGGACCUUGAUGCGGAAGCUUUGGGAAGGGCUUGGAAGCCUAGCUGCCCCCCUUUUUGCGUGCACCUGAGGCACCUGAGGGGAGUUCACGGGGCAUGAAUCGCUAGACUUUGCGGGUGCUGGAGAAGGUCGAACCGGGGCUGAGUGUAGUAGGGACGAAAUUAGUGGAAACAGUCUGGGAUAGGGUCCGAGAGAGGACCGCGGGCCCUCCGGGCAUGCUGAUCACGCUGUGUUACCUGUACCUGUGGGCGCGCUGGGGGGCGCGGCCCACGCGCAUUAUCCGCAGUACGGUGCGCAGGCUGCAUCGCACCCGCUGCUCCUUCACCUUCUGCAGCAGCGGCGGGGUCAGCAAGCAGCCCGGGGCCUUAGGGAUCACCGAGGACCGUAUCUGCUUAAGAAUGGGAAACCGAGUCUUCUUCACUGACGAGUCCCAGUCUAUUGAUGACUUAAAUAAGUGGGCACUACUUCUUGUUUCUCCUUUUAUUUAUCCUGGGAAUAUUCUUGAAGCAGAACACAUAGCAUUUGUGAUAGAAAGCAUUUUGCUACGAAGUCAGAAUUUACCAGCAUCAUUUUUCCCUUCAGAAACGAUUGUAAAGUGGUCAGACUGUUGUUUGCCAUUAGCCUGCAGACCUGGUGAGCCUUAUAAGCUAUUUGCUGAAGCAAGUAUAGAUAAUUUCAGCAAAUUGGGCAUUGCAUUCAUGGAAAACAGACUCCAAAUGGAUAAUGGAAUGGUACCACAAAAGAUUGUCUCUGUACAUCUUCAGGACUCAGUGCUAAAAGAACUACAGCAAUUGACAGUAUCCAAGAUCACAGAAGUGGAGGAAUUUAAAAUCAAACCAGAAAUGAUAGAGCCUUUAAUAGACAGGGAUGACCAAAAGGUUCAAAAUGAGGAGUAUAAUCAGAAGAAAGGCAGUGCUCGUCAGGAAGAACCCACCAAUGCAUCAGAAAAAGGAGCUGAAUUUGAUGAAUACCAUCACUUACAUCUUUCAAGCUGCCAUGAAUGUUUGGAACUAGAAAGCAGCACUAUUGAAUCUGUCAGAUUUGCAUCUGCAGAAGAUAUUCCAGAUCUUCCUUAUGAUUUCAGCAGCAGCCAAGAAGGCAGUGUUGACACCACUUGCCAAACUGGACAAAGGAAAAGAGUCAAUAUUCCUGGGAAGCCACCGAAUAUUUUACUCUUUGUGGGCUCUGACUCUCAGAAAAUACAUCAAAGAUUCCAGCAGCUCCAUUCCAUUCUGAUGGAUUGUGUUGACACUGAUUGUUAUAUAAUCUACCACCUGAAGGAGAAGAAUGUGCUCAGUGAUCCAUGGGUGCAUAACUGUUUAUUGUUGAUCAUUGCCACAGAAGAGCCUAUUUCUGAAGCAGUUUACCAAAAGUUCAUGGCAUACCUGUCCCAAGGUGGGAAGAUUUUGGGGCUAUCUUCCUCCUUUACAUUUGGUGGGCUACAGCUGAAAAGCAAAGAUGAACUGAAGAAGAGCAUUCAGACAUUGGUUUUUUCCAAGGCUGAUGACAAUGAAAUGAAACUGAAUGUAGUGACGAGUGGGAUCCUAUUUGAAGAAGGCACUGGAGAGCUGCCUAUCCAUCCUGGAAAGCUCAAGGGUUACUUAGAAAACUUGGAUAGAGACAGGAUGAUUGUUCAUCUGCCUUUUGGAACUAAUGGAGGAGAAGCAAUUCUUUGUCAGGUGCACUUGGAAAUGUCUCCCAGCACUUUAAUAGAAAUUCAAGAUGCCUUUAAUUUAUUGAAAUCAAGCAAUUUCAUGAGAUUUGAAGUCCUUAAAGAGAUCCUGACGGUCCUUGGCUUAAAUUGUGAAUUAAAGAAAAUUCCUCCCCUAACUCCUCUUUAUUUGCUCACAGCUGAUGAGGAAGUCCGAAUUUCUUUUAUGCAGUGGCUCACAAGAAAUGUGGGACCUGAAGGAGUAAUGAAAUUCAGGAAGCUGACCCUUAAAUUUGUUUCAUCCUAUAAACCAGAUUUGGAAGUAACCCCAUCUCAUAUGCCAGUUAUCACUGCUACAGAGGAUUUUGCCCCAGAACAUUUUAACCUGGAGAUCUAUCAAAAAAAUUUGCAUACAAAGCAACUAGGAAAAAUAAUUCUAUUUGCUGAAGUGACUUCAUCCACAAUGAAUCUUCUGGAUGGGUUGAUGUUUGAGGUGCCAUCAGACCUCGGUUUAGUAGCAAUUGCAGCCCAGCAAACACAAGGAAAAGGUCGUGAUGGGAAUGUCUGGCUUAGUCCUAUGGGAUGUUCUCUUUCUACCUUACACCUCCAAAUCCCCUUAUAUUCUCAUCUGGGUCAGAGAAUUCCAUUUGUUCAACACUUGAUGUCUUUGGCAGUGGUGGAGGCAGUUCGAUCAAUUCCUGAGUAUGAGGAUAUCAAUUUAAGAGUAAAGUGGCCCAAUGAUAUCUACUACAGUGAUCAAAUGAAGCUUGGAGGAGUUUUGGUCAAUUCAACACUUAUGGGAACAACUUUUCAUAUUCUUAUUGGCUGUGGAGUUAAUGUGAAUAACAGUAACCCUACUAUUUGCAUCAAUGAUCUAAUCAUAGAAUAUAAUAAGAAAUACAAUAAAAACCUUGGUCUAUUACGUGUGGAUUAUCUUGUUGCAAGAACAAUAACUGUACUGGAGAGCCUAAUAAAUGCAUUUCAGGACAAAGGACCUAAUGCAAUUCUUCCUCUAUAUUACAAAUACUGGAUACACAGCGGUCAGCAAGUCCAUCUGGGAAACGAUGAGGGCCCAUUGGUGUGGAUUGUUGGAAUUGAUGAUUCUGGCUUCCUUCAAGUUCAUCAAGAAGGAGGGGAUGUUAUGACUGUGCAUCCAGACGGCAACUCUUUUGACAUGCUGAAAAACCUCAUCAUCCCUAAGAAUUAAUAGCCAACAAAAUAGUUGCCUGUUAAUGUUGGACAUUCAACUGUCAUGAGCAAGAUAACAGAGUGUGCUCCCAUUUAACUAAGAUUAAUUUAAAGCAAAAGUGCAUAGCCACCUGCACAUACAUUCCUGUUUUAUUUCUUAGGUCUUUCCUAAGUCCAUUAAUCAGAACAUUUUGUUUGGGAUUGUGGGUGCUUGAGGUUUUUUCCUUAAUGACUUUUCUCAUGCCUUUUUGUUUACUAUUUAUUUCUCUCUCUUUUUAAGAAGAGUCACCACCUUUCCCUUCUUAGAUUUAACUUUGUUUAUACAUGUAGCUCUUUUAUGGUAAUAGUAUAGGGAAAUUUAGAUGUUUUCACAAUAGUCAAGCCCUCAUUAUUGCUCUCUUUAAAAGGAAAAAAAAACAAUAGUCCUUGAGUCAUUGCUCAGUUAUGUGGGAUGAUAAUAUCCUUUCUACUCAACCAGGGAGAUAUUUUGCAAAACAAAACAAACAAACAAACAAAACAACAACAACAACAACAACAACAACAAAAAACACUUUGUUUUUAUUUCUUUAUUAAAAGAAAAAAAAUAAUUUUCUUUAUUAAAAGAAAAAUAAUUUUUCAGAGAUGGUGCUUAUUUAUUUGUCAUUUGUUAUACUUAAGUGGCUAAAGAAAUUUAAUAUAUAUGAGUAGAGAUCAAAGGUAUAGUGGAAAAUCACUAAUUUAUAGUAAAUGUGUUUGGAGAGUAGAAAUGCAUAUUUCAUAAAUUGAAAUUUACUACAAAUUCAAAAGUUGAGGAAAUUUUUAAGCUCAAACUCUUUAAAGAAUGAAAUUUAGUAUAUUUGGUGUUGUGUAAUCUGACAUGCUUACAUGUCUAACCCCUUGGUGUUUACCAAGAGGAUAGAUUAUCUGAAGAUGCCAUAUUUGCAUCUGCAGAGUAUGUCUCAACUACAGAGUAUUUUAAGCUAUUAAAGUUAAAAUUGCCUGAGAUUUUUGGGAUAUAAUAUUGUACUUUAAGUGAAGAUUGGGACCUUCUAAGACAGUUCUAGCUUUGAAAUGUGGAAAAUUCAAUGGAACAGAAUUAUAAAAAGAUAACAGCCUCUAAUUCGAGACUGAAUGAAUUAAUUCAGCAUUUGGUUUAUAAAUUGUAAGCUUUCUUUCUCCCUCAUUUCAUAUUUUCAAGAAAUAAAACUUUUAAGCUAAUUUAGACUCGGUUAUUGCUUACUUAUUUUAAGGCUUUAAAAGAUGUUAAAAAUCUGACAGAACAAAAGAAAGGAAGCAUUUUUUGUUUUCUAUUCCUUAGUAAGGACUUUUUUUUGAUACUGUUUUCUUGAAAACAGAUGUUUAUUGAAGGUCAUAACCUCUCUUUGAGAAGACGGGUUUGUUAGGUAAGGGAGCAGGUAAUGCUCUUCAGAAAUUGCCCGUUAUCUUCUUUUAACUUUUAACACAUGCUACUUGCCAAUCGUAAGUUUUUGUCUAACCUUUCCCAACCAGUCUUAGGGAAAUAAUUGGAAGGAAAGUGGAUUAGAACAAAACCUCUUCAUUAUAAAAUAAUAGUGAAAAGUUGAUGCAAAAAGUGAGUUUUAUCAUAUACUAGUGAGGCACAGUUAUUUGCUCAACAAGGAAAUAUUUAGUUAAGCAGUCUCUGGAAAUCUAACAAAGAAAAAUCGCCAUUUUCAUAAACAAGAUUUCAGUUGGAAUUACUUGUGGAGCGGGGUGGGGAAGAGAGACAACAACAACCAAAAAAAAAGCCAUCAAAAACUAUCUGCCCAACGUGCCUUUAUUUGGGUUUAGUCACAAAUUUUGGUUUUUUUCUUAAUCUUUCUCUAAAAUUAUAAAAAUGGGCUUACCUUUGAGAAGUAGUUUGUGAAAUAUCACUAAAUUAAGAGUGAAAUGACUCCUUUCUACAUAGUGAAUUUUUUUUCUUGAAUCUUAUGACCAAAUAAAUGUAAGUUUUCCCUUAGCAUUGUCAUCAUUAAUUUUUGAAUCUCUUUGAAAAAGAAGUUUCAUUUUAUUUUGUUUAAACUGUGAUACUAUUUUGGAAAAGUAUUAUUGAAAUUACUUUUGAAAACUAAGUAUGGAAGGAUCACAGUCCAUAGACAUAUUUUGAUAUUUUCAACUUUGUUUUUAAAUAGACUGUUCAGAAUUAUCUGAACAGAGACUUUAAUUGAAUGAUGCAUUUUUUAUGAAACUGAUUUUGCUUCUGAUACACCAAAGAAAUUGUAUUGUUUUAAUCCUGUUCUAUAGAAUGGCUAAAUUAAGGUCACUUCAAUGUUUAGCAGUUACUAUCAAGAAAAUCAGAAUAAUUUCUAAACUCUCAUCUAAAUCUGGACUUUAAAAAUGGGAUGGUUAAUAGGAAAUUUUAUAUCAUUUGAAUGCUAUAAUAGCAGGGGGAAAAAAGAAAUCUUAGAAUUAUUUCUAAUUCUUAGUACUAAUUUCUACUAAGAAGUAACAUAGCCAUUAAGCAGCUCCCUGAUCCUUAAAAAUAAAUAAAAUUAUUAAAACUUCCAUAUUACUGAAAUCAUCUCUUCCACUAUGAUGUGGUUGGUGGUAGUAGUAGUGCUAAUACUGAUGAUGAAGAGCACAAGGAUUACAAGAGCAGCAAGGUGAUUCAGGGAAUAUGGACAGGAAGAAUUCAAAUCGGGUCUCAGACACUUAUUUGCUGUAUUACUCUGGGCAAGUUAUUCAGCUGUCUUUGCCUCAGUUUCCUCAUCUGUAAAAUGGGGAUAAUAAUAUGACCUACCUCCUAGGGUUGUUGAGUGAAAAUAAUUAUAAAGUGCUUAGUACACUAUCUGGCACAUAUGCCUUGGAGAAAAAGUGCCUCUAUUAUACAUAGCAGAAAUAUCAGUACUUUCUUUGGAAUAUAGACUACCCAGGGAAAUAGUAUAUCUGAACUAUUAAUUUACAAAGGGUGUUUAUAUUUGUGGAUAUGUCUUAUGUUGUAUUUAAAGUUUCCAUCUCUCUCUUAGUUUUUAGAACAUUCAGAAAAGUGGGUAUCUUAUACCUCAGGAACUAAUCCUUAGGACUUAAUUAGAAAGAGUUGCAGGUAAAAGAAAUUCAAGGCCGUGUAUUGAAUGGCAACAUUUUUAGUCUUUAGGGAACAUUUAUUUGAAAGAUCUUGGCAUGUAGGACUGGGAUGAAAUGGAUAUUUAUGAAAUAAAAACACUAAUAUUGCUUGGUAAUAAAGGUAAUUGCUUUUAAUUUCAACCAAGCAAAGAUUAUGUAGCUGUGAUGGGAGGGAAGAAUGACCCUACAAAAUUCUACAGCAAAAUCUUGCCUUGAGGAACAGGCUGGAUAUGAUAUGAUCCCACGGGCAAUAGCAACACUAUUCACUUCAUUACUCAACAUAUUGAUGGAUAAAAACUAAGGGAGUAGAUCAUGAUCUUAACUCUGGAGAAAAUAAUGGACUUCAUCCCCAGUGUAGGAAAAGAAUGGUAAAUGAGAAAUUUGUGUCUAAAGGGUUUGAACUUUGACCUGAUGCAAAAUUAAUUUCUCCUUAAUAUUUAGAAACCAAAGACUCUUCUUGCUUCUAGGAAAUUGCUAUACACAAAUGUAAUAAAAUGAAAUAUAAACUUACAUUUUUGACUUCAAAAGAACAAUCUUUGUAAAGUAUUUACUCAAAAUAAAUGAACAAUGUCUUUGGAAAUGCUUCAAAA